Molecule: messenger RNA, 1460 nt
Organism: Mustela lutreola (European mink)
Lineage: Eukaryota; Metazoa; Chordata; Mammalia; Carnivora; Mustelidae
Gene: SMIM48
Exons: 2
Coding region: 95-460 (121 amino acids)
Source: RefSeq, a predicted model, not a curated record
GCCGAGCGGUCCCCGCCCCUCCGCAGGCAGAGCCUCGGCGCAGCCCGGCCGCCGCCCACCGCGCUCCGGCCCGCGACCCCCUAGCUCCUCGCCCAUGGCUGCCCCGCUCUUCCCGCGCCAGCCCUGGGCCCCCGCGCCCACCCGUUCGGACCCCGCCGACGAUGCAGGCGGCCUGUUCGACGAGCCGCCCCCGGAAGAGCCCCCUGCGGCCCGCGCGCCUCGGGCGGUGGCGGCGGCGGGCAGGAGGGCCGGUCGGCGCGCGGGCGGCAGGGCGCAGGGAGCCCGCUCCGGGCAGCCCCUCAAGGCCGCGGCGCGCACUCUGCCCGAGGAGGAGGCGCCCGCGCGGGACGAGGGCUGCUACCUCGACCAUUUCCCGCACCUCUCCGUCUUCAUCUACGCGGCCAUCGCCUUCUCCAUCACCUCCUGCAUCUUCACUUACAUCCACCUGCAGCUGGCCUGAGCGGCCCGGGCCGGGGCCGGGGACGCGGGGGGCGGGGGGCGGGACGGGAAACCGGGGCUCGGCGCGGUGCUGGAGACGCGCCGCGCCCUUCGUCUGGCUUCGGAUGCUUGCUGCUUUUGUCCUGUGUUGUCACUGCCUUUGUGUCCUGCUCUUCUAGGGGCACGUCUGAAGUAACGGCCCGUAGCGGAAGGAGGAUCCGUCCGCCCCCGAGAUCAGGGGAGCGGGCGGUCAUCCCCCCCGCGCUUGGAGGAGCGGGGUGCGGCUCACGGUUAGGAUCAUGUCCCUGGACCCCACACUUCCUGAGGUGCGAGCAGGCGCAGCGAGCCCAACCUUCGGUUCCUUAAGGGACGAGCUUCGGGAGAGGGCCCCGCGGGGAGGGAGGGUCGCGCCCUGGCGCGGACUGGGCGGGAGCCCUGUGAUGCUGCAUCGCCCCCCACCCCUACCGCCCGGAGCACAGCCAGGCGCCCCCGAGCUGGAGGACCUGAGCGCCCCGCGGACGCCGCGGGAGCGCAGGACACGGCUUUGCUGCCGCGCUCCCGGGCUUGGCCGAGACCCACAGCUGGAGGGCUUGUCCUGGCAGGAGGCCACGCUGUCGUCGCGUCCUGGAUGGCGUGGGACCCACGGCUGCAGACCUCCGGGGACGCGGGCCCCUCGCUCGCGGGCGGCGCAGGAUGAGACGGAGUGGGGCCCGGGUGGGGUGCGCGGGAAGGCUCUCUCUGCGUCUCUGGCGCCUUCAAGCGGGACCUGAGCGCUGCCACAGCACUGAGACCCAAGACCAGGGUGUGGGGUAUCUGUCAUUAGCCAGAAUUCCUGCGGAAAACGAAGGGGGUUGUCAUCUCAGACAGCAAAGGCCUAACACGGAAGCCCACCUCGGUAGUUCCUCACCUAACCCGCCAUCCCUUUUUUGCUCAUGAAUGUCAGAGUCCUCAGCUCUCUCCUGCGUUAGUGGAAAUGUCUGUUUUACCUCUGAGGAAAUAAAUCCCUUUUUCAGUCUCCUGGA